Messenger RNA from Didymodactylos carnosus, 6768 nucleotides. NCBI's taxonomy places the organism in Eukaryota, Metazoa, Rotifera, Eurotatoria, Philodinida, Philodinidae. The record is from the annotation of a GenBank genome assembly.
AUGCCAGCGAAGAUGAAAUUAAAAAAGCGUACAUAUCGACGUUUGGCAUUGAAGUGGCAUCCGGAUAAAAAUCUAAAUAAUAAAUCAGAAGCAGAAGAAAAAUUUAAAUUAAUAUCAGAAGCCUAUGAAAUAUUAUCCGAUAGUCGUGGCCGAUUUUUAUAUGAUAAAUUUGGACCAAAUGUUGUUCAUUCUCAAACAACAAAUGAAGAAUUGGAACGUUUAUUUCGUACGGUAAUUACUGAUGAAUCAUUUCGUCGUCUAUGUGAAGAAGAAUUUCGUCAAUAUCAAAUGAAACAACGGCCAGCACAUCAACAACAAGAGGAUGAAAUGUUAUUAAGAACAAAAAAAAAAGAAACUGAACUCGAUACAGAGCUCAACUCUUUUUUAUCCGCAAAUGGACUUAAUGAUGAAACAUUUGAACAUAUCUAUCAUGUUGUUGAAGAAAAUGAUCAAGAAACAUUUGAAGGAUUAAUUCAACAUGAUCAAAUGAAUCAUGAUGUAGAUUGGGCUUCUAAAGGAGGACAAGUAGUACAUGAAAUGAAUGUGUCAAUUUAUUACGAUUUUGAUCUUGAUAAAGAUAAAAAUUGUUACGAUUUAAGAAAUCGAUAUUUUGUCAAUAGUAGAAAAGAACAACCGUCAGUUGUUCCGACUAAUGGCGAAUUACAUGAUCAACAAAAGGGAAAGAAAAAAGGAAAGAAGAAAAAAACUGAAAAUGAAGAUGAACUGGAUUUGCUCAAAACAUUUGUUACUGAUAAAAGUUCACCACAGGUCGACCAACAUCAAUCACGUUUUUCUAAGCUAAAACUUUCAAAUGAUAUUAAUCGUUUCGUUAAAAUGCACGAUUAUAUGCAUCACAAGCAAAAAAGACAAACACCGACAAAUACUCAACAACAACAACAACAACAACAACAAAAACAACAACAACAGCAACAACAACAGCAACAGCAACAACAACAGCAACAGCAACAACAACAGCAACAGCAACAACAACAACAGCAACAGCAACAACAACAACAGCAACAACAACAACAGCAACAACAGCAACAAAAUGGUCAUAGACUACUGAAUAAUAAUUCUAAUAAUAAAAAAAAAGAUCGUGAUUUUUCACAAAAUAAUAAUUCUAAUAUUUACCGAGAACAAUCGUUUCCUAUACCGAAACAAUUUUCAGUACCAGUUAUAGACAACCGCCAAACGCCAAGAAUAAAUCAAAAUAAUAAUAAUAAUAAUAUUUUAAAGAACGGUAAUUCGCCUGAAACUGAUGUACAACUAAAAACUACUGAUAAUCUCAUUAAAAGGUUUGAACAUGCCGAAUUGAACAAAAAAAAAGUUUCAUCUGGUCAACUAUCUCACUCAGAUAAACAAAAUGGCAUACAAAAACCACCAUUUAAUGAUUUAUGUCGCGCUCAGAAUGAUAUAAUAUCUCAUCCGCAUCAAUCGUCAGAAUCUCAAGAAGCUUUAAAAGAACCGCUAAUAGAGUUUAGACAUAAUAUUUCUCAAAACGUAAAUCAAUCACAAUUUGACACUAAGAAUCGACAAAACCUCCCUAAUCAUCAUAUGCAUGAUUUACAAAGAAAUGUUACCGCUAGUAAUAAUGGACAAAAUCGUCCAAUCCGUAAAGAAAUUCCGAUAAUUAAUCAUAUGAAUUCUAAUUCAAAUGCAAAUGAUAAACAUCUAAACAAUGAAAGUAAUCAUGAAAUUAAACAGAAGAAUUCUAUACCAUUGUCGCACGAUCGAAAUCAUCGUGUGCUUGGUGUUCACAAACAAGAUGAAUCGAGAAUGCAUAAUCCAUUUCAACAUCGUCUAUUAGAAGAAAAUGGGACGAACAAAUCAUCGCACAUCAACAACAAUCAAUCUCAUCCUCCACAACAAACAUCAAAAAUUCUACCGAAGAACGAAUUAUUCAGUAAACCCAAAUUGUCAAUCGUGAAUGAUGGCUUUGAAAAUAAUAAACAAUAUAGGCCUCUACAAAUGCACAAUCGCAACAAUGAUCAACAACAUUCAAUGCAAAGUGCACGUCCUUCACUUAAAAUUAACAUACCAUCGUUAAACGAUCGAAAUGAAGAUAAUAAACAAAAUGACUUAACUUUCAAUCAUUUAGAAAAUGGACGAGUUAACAACGAUAAGUCUAUAAAUGAAUCACAGAUGAAUAAGAAUGAGCAACGAAACUCCAUUCCAAAUAUAAAUGAUCAUAUAUCAGUGCCAUUAAGAAAUGGAACAUAUCAACAAAUAAAAAUGACAGAAAGUAAUGUUUUACCAAACAAAAUCAACAAUUUACCGACUUCUCAACGAAAUCGCUCACCAUUAAAAGCAGAUAAUGUGCAAGCAUCUCUAAUAAAUCGAAAACAAACCGAUAAUAAUUAUCCUAAAGAACCGUUUUUGAAACGUUCACAAGAAAAUCCAACUUCAGCUUCAUCUAUGAAUAAAAACUAUCGAAAAAAUCAAAUGAAUGAUGAACCGGUAAUUAAAUCAACUCCUCUAAUUCAUACAGCAAACAAAGAGCAACAAAAACCUCAAACGAAUCUGGCACCUAUGAAACUUCGUCCUGUAAAGAUCCAAGAUGAACAAAUGUAUCGUGUUGAUAAGACAAACGUGAAGCAACAUAAUGAAAUUCAUCAACCACAACCAAAUAAACAACAAUCAACAAAUAUUGACUAUUCUCUAACAUUGAAUAAUCUUUUAAAUCAUAACGGAGAUGUUCAGAAGAAGACAGAACAGUCAGAAUUUUAUCAUGACCCAAUAAUAAAAGCAUUUUCAUCCGUUAUUGACAUUGAUAAAAGUUUAGAAAAACAAGGAUUAAAUCCACCACGACCUAGAUCAAUUGGUAUUUUCGAUAAUAUACUCUCAAUACCGAAUCAUAUUAAAUCGAUCGAUUUAUUAGAAGUAGCAAAUGAAAACGAACAAUUUCAAUUUUCUCAAACAUUAAUUUCUCAAGCGGGUAAAAAGUUUAAUGUUAUUAGUUUUGAAACCGAACAAUUACCAUAUCUAUCACCACAAAAAUUUCGUCGUUCUCGAUCAGGUAAACAAUCAGUUCGACCAAAUUUACUAACAAUAUCUCAAAAAGAUUCAAUAAAUCAUGAAAUUAAUAAUGAACUGUUAACAAAACGAUUAUUACUAAAUAAGGCUAAUGAAAAAUUAGAUAAUACUAGUUUAAAUGUACUCGAUGAUUUAUUAGCAAAAGGACGUUCAACAUCGACACCUUUAGAACAACCUUCGAAUAAAGUGAUGAAUGAAUAUUCACCAUUGAAAAAAGUUGUAUCAAACAUGAUAGAUAUAAGUCAUGCGGCUAAUAAGCCUAUUGUAUUUAAAGAAAAGAGUAAUAAAGAAGAUAAACGUCGUAAAUAUGAUCGUAUGCGUAGUAAUGGAGGUCACGGACAAAAUAUGUAUUUUGGAACCGAUGAUGACUUUAGUCAAGCAUUCCAUUUUCAUGAUCCAUUUGAAAUAUUUGCACAAUUUAUGAAUCAUGCUGGUGGAGGAUCAGAUGAUGGUUUUGGAAAUAUAUUUGAUAAUUUUGGCCGUUUUAAUGAUGGACAUCAGAAUAUUUAUAAUCUACAUCCAUUUGGUGGUUCUCGUUCAAAUUCAAAUAAUCAACGUCAACAACCUCGCUCUCAACGUCAACAAGUUAGUUUAUUCGAUAGUUUUUUUCCAUCAAUGGGAAUGACAACAUUUGAUGGUGGAAACGGAUUUGGAACAAUAUCAUCAUUUAAUUUUACAGAUUCAAGUUGGCCAGCAGCAAAAAAAAUUACAAAAUCAACAAAAGUUAUUAAUGGGAAACGAAUUGUGACGACAAGAGUUGAAGAAAAUGGUCAAACAACGGAAAUGAUUGAAGAAGAUGGGACGCUAACAUCUCAUAAAGUGAACGUAAUGGAAUAUUUUACAAAAACCAUGGAUCUUCAACAACAAUCACCUAAUCACGAUAAUGAUAGAUCAUUGUCACCAAAAUCUACUACAAUAGUACAAACAACAGCAGUAACAACAGCUGGUGCACCUAUUACUCAAUUUCCAAGUGUUUUCUCCUAUUAUGAUUUAAUAACAUAUCCACGUGUUAAAAAUGAAAUAUUAAAAUUGAGAUGUCGAUUUUGUGAUACGUUUAUUAGUGGUUCAAUUCGAGUAACAUCGAAUUUUAUUGGACAUUUGAAACGAAAACAUGUUAAAGAAUACUGUGAUUAUGUCAAUGCAAAACGUAUGCGUGUUGAAUUGAAAGGUGGUAAUAGCAAUGAUAACAAUAAUAAUACUAGUCAUGUUCAACAUCAACAACAAGAUAUUAUUUCACCAUCGACGCCUUGUGUUUCUUCUACGGGUCGUCCGACUCAAAAUCAUCAAAGCAAUAAAAAAACUAAUCCUCAUCCUCAUAUGCCUUCACCAACAUUACAACAAAAUAAUCUUUAUCAUAACAAUAAAAAACAACAACAACAACAACAAAAUUAUUCAGUCACAUCGCUUCCACAGCCAGCAACACUCCAACAUCAUGCACAGCAACAACAACAUUAUCGGCCAUUGUCCAAAAAACAUAUGGUACAACAGCAAGCAUUUUUAAUUUCAGAUAGAAAACAUAAUCAUCCAUCAUCUUCCUCAGUUUCUUCUCAUCAUCCAAGAGCUCAUACACAUCUUUCUAUUAAUCAUCGUACAUUACAGAAACAUCGUCAACAACCACAAAAACGUAAAUUAUCAUCCAUUGAUCUACCUGCUGCAUCAAAUGGUCGUUCAUCAUCAACUAGUUCUACAUCUACUUCAGCAACUCCAAAUCAAACUCUAAAUUCACCAUUUUUAAAUGCUUUACAUCUACUACAACAACAACAACCAUCUCCUUCAUCAACAUCAACAUCCGGUUAUCCAUCGUUAAUCGUUGAUCAACAAGAACAGAUCUCCACACAAUCUUCAAUAACAAAACAAUUUAUUCAAUUAUUAAUUCAAAUGUCAUUGCCAGUAUCCAUAUUAGAAGAUAAAUUAUUUCAUGAUUUUAUUUCAUUAUUAAAUUCAUCGUAUCAAUUACCGACACAGCAACAAUUCUAUGAUCAAAUAUUGCCGACUUAUCUUCAAGAAACAAGAUUACGUUUAAAACAAAUUCUAUCUGAACAACAAUUUCUAAUUUUAAAAAUUAAUUUAUUAACUACAUCAUCGAUCACUCAACAAAAUCAACAAAUAUUUUACAUUAUGGUCAGUUGUCAAUAUAUCGAUGAUGAUUGGCUUCCACAUUGUUAUCUAUUAACAUGUCAACGAUUUCGCCUAUCAUUUCUCAGUUAUGAUAAAUUAAUUUCAGAUGUCUAUGAUUAUUGUAUACAAAAAUAUGAACUAUCAUCUCAGAAAAUUGGUAUUGUUAUUGUUGAUAAUGCUUGUAAUAUUGUCAAAGUUUAUCGAGAAUUAAGUUUACCCGGAUGGAAGCUAGAAGCGGGUAAUGAGUUGACAUUGACGGAAAAUGAUGAAACAACGACGACAACAACAACAACAGCAAAUGAAGAAGAAAAUGGUACAACAAAUGAUGAGAAUGGAAGCGAAAAUAAUUGUAGUGAACAAGAUGAUGAUUGGCAUGAAGUAGAUUUUGAUGAUGUUGAAUUAUUUGCAUCUAAAGGUGUUGAUCAUGUGUGGCAAUAUUGUUUUUCUUAUUUAUUACAACGUUGUAUGAAACAAAUCUAUUCGUCUUGUUCUGUUCUUAUUUCACCAUCUAUAUCAAAAUUAUGUAAAAUAAUUAAUCAUUUACAAAUGUCGGAUAUUCUUCUAUCAUCAUUUCGUAAACUAAAUGGUCUAUUAAAUCAAUAUAAUCAAAUACGUUGGACAUUUCAAAUGAAAAUUUUACGAUCAAUAUUUAGUGUUUAUUAUAUUGGUACAGAAUGUGUUCCACAUGAAUUACGUUUAACACAUGAUGAACGUUUAUUUUUAAAAGAACUUAUUGAAUUAUUAGAACCAUUUGAAGAAGCAAUUGAUCUAUUACAAACAGAAUCAUCAAUAUCAAAAACUUUACCAUCUUAUCGUGGACUCAAAUUACAUUUGGAAAAAUUUCAACCACAAUCAUCAUCAAUUAAACAAAUAAAAGAUUUUUUAAUGAUGAAUUUUUCAAAAACAUUUGAAAAUUUAGAAACAAAUGAACAUCUUAUACUAGCUGCAAUUUGUGAUCCAAAUUUUGCAUUUCGUUGGACAAAUUCAUUAAAUGAUGAAACUCAAACAUAUCAAAAUUUACUUCUAAGAUCAUUACAUAGUAAAACAAAUUUACUCUCAUUUCAUCAACAGCAACAACAACGAAAACAAACAAAAUCUCCAACAUUGUCAAAAAAUAAUAAUAACAAUAAUAAUGAUUCUCAUUCGACAACUCCUCCAACAUCAAAAUUAUUUUCAUAUAUGAAUCAUCAUGUAACAAAACAAGAAUCUGAUGAUGAUGGAGAAAUUCAAGAAGAUAUCACUGAAGAUGCUUUAGAUGAGGAAAUGAUUGUUGAUGAAGAUAGUCUGGAAGAUGAAGAAGAUGCUGAAGCCAUGAAUAUUAUUUAUGAAAAAGAAAUAUUGGAUUAUAUUCAAUUAGUUAGUGAUCCUGUACAAACAUCAUCAUCAACAAAAGAUACUUAUGAAUUUUGGCGUACACAUUCACAUCAAAUACCUAAUAUUGCACGUUUAGCUAAACGUUUGUUAGCUAUACCAUCUACAUCUGUUUAUAUUGAACGUUUGUUUCAUCAACAAGGAACGGGUGCAAUAUUAAAACCACUCUCAUCGUUUCAAUCGAUGACAGAUCAACAUUUUUCUGAUUUUGUAUUUUUAAAAGCAAAUCAAAACGAUUUAUGUUGA